AUGGCGGCUGCAACAACCAUUCAUCCGAUCUUGGAUUUCUCAGAUCAUGGGAAUAACGAGAGUCAUGCAACGUACGAGUUGGCUUUGAAUGAAUCUCGGUCUCCUCAAAAUACCUUUGAAUUGCGGCCAAUAACCCGCCAAAGACAAAUCAUAAUUCUCAUCUCAAGCUUUUUGACAAUAUGUAUCACGAUUGGUCUCAACCAGUCUUAUGGCGUUUUUCAGAGCUACUACAUCUCCCCAGCUCAAAACAUGCUUCCAAAAACCACGGGUAAUGAAGGUGCAUUGGUAGCCUUUGUGGGCACACUCGGGUCUGGUCUUACUUGGGCCGGCAGCAUUGUGGUAAAUCCAAUGAUGACAAGACUAGGUGCAAAAGGUCCAAAACACAUCUGUAUAAUGGGAGUUGUCUUCAUAAGCCUAGGAUUUGGAUUGGCAAGCUUGUGUAAGGAAGUCACCCUGCCCAUUGCUGCUACUGCAGCUUCAUCACGAUUUGUUGGAAGGCGACAAACUCAUGUAGAUCUCAAGUUGGCCAUGAAGCCCGCGUUUAUCUUCAGCGUUGGAGCUGGUUUCUUACAAGCGGGAGGAAACGGACUACCGCUCACGUUCUUGGCUGAGUACUCGGUAGCUUUGGGAUAUACUUCGGCUUUUGGUGCCACCCUACUAGCUGUUUCGAGUGGAGUUAAUUCCAUUAGUCGAGUGAUGACCGGAUUCGCUGGAGAUAGGUUUGGAAGACAGAAUACGCUAAUCCUGUCGGUUAUCUUGUGUGUCGUAUCAGUAUAUGGAUUCUGGCUAGGAAGUACUACUGCAAAUGGUAACAAGGCGUUAUUUUUACUUUUUGUGAUAUUCUAUGGAGUUGCUGGUGGUGGUUACAAUGCUCUAUUUCCAACGACUGUGGCGGAAGUAUUUGGACUUCAAGCCUACGCUAGUGUAAAUGGAUUUAUAUAUUUUGUGAGAGGCCUUGGGACCAUGUUUGGCAGCCCAGUCGGUGGCAAAAUACUGGGGGAGAGUAAACUAGGAAAUUAUCGCGGGGUAAUCUUGUUUGAUGCGGCGCUUUUGUCUGGUGCUACUUUCUGUGUUAUUGCCGUGCGACUAUUUGAUUCUAGGGAAAAGAGAUCUUGGAAGUGGAAAGCAUAA
Molecule: messenger RNA, 1131 nt
Organism: Sclerotinia sclerotiorum 1980 UF-70
Lineage: Eukaryota; Fungi; Ascomycota; Leotiomycetes; Helotiales; Sclerotiniaceae
Exons: 3
Coding region: 1-1131 (376 amino acids)
Biological process (GO): transmembrane transport
Cellular component (GO): fungal-type vacuole membrane
Molecular function (GO): transmembrane transporter activity
Source: RefSeq, a predicted model, not a curated record